AGCCAGGGGCCACCCUUUCUGUCCCUUUCUUCUCCUUCCACUAUCGGCAAGGGGUUGUCGCCGGCUUCCGCAUCCAUGAUGAAGAACUAUAAAGCAAUUGGCAAAAUAGGAGAGGGAACGUUUUCUGAAGUCAUGAAGAUGCAGAACCUGAGAGAUGGAAACUAUUAUGCAUGUAAACAAAUGAAACAGCACUUUGAAAGUAUUGAGCAAGUGAACAAUCUACGAGAGAUACAAGCACUGAGGCACCUGAAUCCUCACCCAAACAUUCUUACGUUGCACGAAGUGGUUUUUGACAGAAAAUCUGGUUCUCUUGCACUAAUAUGUGAACUUAUGGACAUGAAUAUUUAUGAACUAAUACGAGGGAGAAGACACCCAUUAUCAGAAAAAAAGAUUAUGCACUAUAUGUACCAGUUGUGUAAAUCCCUUGAUCACAUGCACAGAAAUGGAAUAUUUCACAGAGAUGUAAAACCAGAAAAUAUAUUAAUAAAGCAAGAUGUCCUGAAAUUAGGGGACUUUGGGUCCUGCCGGAGUAUCUAUUCUAAGCAGCCGUACACGGAAUACAUCUCCACCCGCUGGUACCGGGCCCCAGAGUGUCUCCUCACUGAUGGCUUCUACACCUACAAGAUGGACCUGUGGAGCGCGGGCUGCGUGCUCUACGAGAUGGCCAGCCUGCAGCCCCUCUUCCCCGGAGCCAACGAGCUGGACCAGAUCUCGAGGAUCCACGACGUCAUUGGCACGCCUGCUGGGAAGACCCUCACCAAGUUCAAACGGUCGAGAGCUAUGAGUUUUGAUUUUACUUUUAAAAAGGGAUCAGGAAUACCUCUCCUGACAGCCAGUUUGUCCCCGCAAUGCCUCUCCCUCCUGCACGCAAUGGUGGCCUAUGACCCCGAUGAGAGAAUCACCGCCCACCAGGCCCUGCAGCAUCCCUACUUCCAAGAGCAGAGGGCAGCUGAGAAGCAGGCUCCGGCCAGGGCCAGGAGGAAGGCCUCCGCUCUCUGCCCCAAGCGGCCGGUGGCACCGGAACUACUCAGUAACAACUGGCAGCCGGCACAGGAGGGCAGCAAGCAGAAACAGCCCCUAAAGCAAGAGGAGGACCAUCGCAGGAGACACGGACCAGCCCGCGUGACGGAACUGCCCGAGCUCAAGCUGUCGGGAGUGACCAAGCCGUCCUCGUACUCCAGCCCAGCGCUGCAGCCCGUGUUUGCCCCCGGAGCGACCCGGAAGGUCCCGGUGCUGAGACCCCUGAAGUGUGUUGGCCCAAACCAGAAGACAGACACACAGAAGGACGUCAAGCCUAGCCUGAAAGAGCACCGCCUGCCCACGGUAGCGCGGAGAGGAGGCGGCUGCUGAGCGGCGCUGCGGCUCCCCUGCAUGGGGCGGCUCCACCCGGCCGGGCACCA
Balaenoptera ricei (Rice's whale) is the source of this 1400-nucleotide messenger RNA. It is a transcript of the gene MOK, whose product is annotated as MOK protein kinase. Gene Ontology annotation, biological process: protein phosphorylation; intracellular signal transduction. Gene Ontology annotation, molecular function: ATP binding; protein serine/threonine kinase activity. The transcript has 12 exons. The record is from RefSeq and is a predicted model, not a curated record. Gene Ontology annotation, cellular component: nucleus; cytoplasm. Lineage: Eukaryota; Metazoa; Chordata; Mammalia; Artiodactyla; Balaenopteridae. Bases 76 to 1350 code for a protein of 424 amino acids.